AUAUAUAUAUAUACAGACUCAACCAAUCACUCUGCACAAAUAAUACCUUACCUCUCUCUCUCUCUCUCUCUCUCUGGUUCUUAGCUUAAUUACUUUUUGUCUAGGAAAAGGAAAAGUAAAAAAUGGGAUACCUUGAUUACCUUUCAGAAUUGUGCAGUUCCACCAGCACAAGGAAAGGCAAGCGCAAAGUAAUGCAGACAGUUGAAGUCAAAGUGAAAAUGGACUGUGAGGGCUGUGAAAGGAGAGUAAAAAGUUCUGUUUCCUCCAUGAGCGGAGUGAAAACGGUGGACGUAAACCGUAAGCAAAGCAAGGUGACAGUGAGCGGGUACGUGAAGCCAGACAAGGUUUUAAAGAGCGUGAGGAGUACCGGGAAGAAAGCCGAGUUCUGGCCAUACGUUCCCUACAAUCUGGUGUAUUACCCUUAUGCCCCUCCCUCUUAUGACAAAAAGGCCCCUGCCGGACACGUGAGGAACGUGGCGCAGCCUCUUCAGAGCCCGACCGUUAAUGACAGACUCGCCACUAUGUUCAGCGAGGACAAUACGGAAGCGUGUUCUAUCAUGUGAACUCUUGAGCUAGCAGCAUCGCAAUAUUCCAAUGCUUAUGGAAAUCGAGAUAGUCUUUGAUCUGUCUCGUUUUUUUGAGGGCUUGUAAUGGGAUAUUGCAAUGCUUCCUGAGCAUUGGAAGCCCUCGAAAAUCGAGAUAUUGGUCUAUCUAGCUAUAAAUGCGUUUUGUGGUCUUGUUUUUCUAGCAAUAAGAUUUAGAGUGUAUAGCCUGUUUGGUUGUAAAAAGAUGGAUGCAAAUAAAUUUUGAAUUAGGAGAUUUUCCCUUUUCAGGUUGUAGGCGGUAUUUUCUUGAAGUGUCUCAGCGGUCUACCAGAAUCUUCAAAUAGUCUAGAGUGUGAUAACAUGUAAUUUGCUAUAUUGUGUUGAAAGAACAAACUUUUGCUUGUAAUGCAUUUCAAGAGAAAUUACCUUCACAAAA
Rhododendron vialii is the source of this 981-nucleotide messenger RNA. Its product is annotated as heavy metal-associated isoprenylated plant protein 21-like. The coding region runs from base 123 to 563 and encodes 146 amino acids. The record is from RefSeq and is a predicted model, not a curated record. Gene Ontology annotation, molecular function: metal ion binding. The transcript has 3 exons. Lineage: Eukaryota; Viridiplantae; Streptophyta; Magnoliopsida; Ericales; Ericaceae.